Messenger RNA from Rhopalosiphum padi (bird cherry-oat aphid), 678 nucleotides. RefSeq lists its product as uncharacterized. Bases 53 to 637 code for a protein of 194 amino acids. The transcript has 4 exons. Lineage: Eukaryota; Metazoa; Arthropoda; Insecta; Hemiptera; Aphididae. The record is from RefSeq and is a predicted model, not a curated record.
UGUACGUGUUAAACAGUAGCUGUAUACUCAUCGGAACCACCAAAAAUAAAUCAUGAAACAUCAUAUUAUUUUUAUGUUUAUACAGCUGCUACUCACAAUUAUUAUUAUAUCGGUAUCGGUUGCACAAAAAAAAAUUCUUCAAGCUCCUCUACUUGGACCUUUCCAAUUAAACUUCAAACAAGUUUUUAAUUGCAAUCCUACGAAAAAAAAUAAAAUCCAACAUAACGUGUAUAUUGGUCACAAGGGCAAUAAUACAUCAUUACUCCUUGGAAAUUCUACUCUCGAAAUACCUCUUGACGACAGUUUAUUCUUGGAAAUGAAAAUGGCUCUCAAAGAUGCAUCUGGAAAUUGGAGAGAAAAUGCGUUUACACAGAAGACACCAAAGGCUUGUUCAUCGUUUAAAAAUGUAAUGGGAAAGAAUUGGCCAACAUUCAUACAUGGUAUUGGAUUUAAAAAUAUCGAUUGUCCUAUACUUCCGGGUACAUAUAUAGCUCCAGGUUUUGAUUUGUCACUUUUCAUGGAUACAAAUUUCCCGAAAGUAUUUAUAUAUGGGACAUACAAAUUGCAUAUGUUUUAUUCACGUAGAAAUGAGAUUUUUGGCUGUAUAGUUUGCAUCAUGGAAUUUAAGCGUCCUUGAAAUUUAAUUUAUUUGUUAACUACGUUUUAAAUAACUAUUUA